Molecule: messenger RNA, 3246 nt
Organism: Labrus mixtus (cuckoo wrasse)
Lineage: Eukaryota; Metazoa; Chordata; Actinopteri; Labriformes; Labridae
Gene: mfsd1
Product: major facilitator superfamily domain containing 1
Exons: 16
Coding region: 40-1452 (470 amino acids)
Biological process (GO): transmembrane transport
Cellular component (GO): lysosome
Molecular function (GO): transmembrane transporter activity
Source: RefSeq, a predicted model, not a curated record
CUUUCCUCCCAUCCUGCUGCGUGUCCCAAACAAACGAACAUGGCGGAGUCGGAGGACCGACAGAGGUUGUUGGGAGAUGUGGACGACGUGUCGCCCGCCGGCAGACAGGCGGCUGGAGGACCCGGUAAAACACUGCCGGCUAUCUGCGACCCCAACCAUCUCCUGCACCGAGUGGUUGUCCUGGUUUUCAUGUGCUUUCUGGGAUUUGGAAGCUACUUCUGUUAUGACAACCCGGCUUCACUUCAAACUCAAGUUAUUCAGGAUCUGAACCUGAACACUGCAAAGUUCAUGCAAUUGUACGCCUGGUACUCUUGGCCCAAUGUGGUUCUCUGCUUCCUUGGGGGAUUCAUGAUUGACAGAGUUUUUGGCAUCAGGCUGGGAACGAUCAUCUUCUCACUCUUUGUCUGUUUUGGACAGGUAAUAUUUGCUUCUGGAGCUUUGGUGAAUCGCUUCUGGCUCAUGGAAGUCGGACGUUUCGUGUUUGGUAUUGGAGGAGAGUCCUUGGCUGUGGCCCAGAACACAUAUGCAGUCAACUGGUUCAAAGGCAAGGAGCUCAACCUGGUGUUCGGCCUCCAGCUCAGCAUGGCUAGGCUGGGCAGCACAGUAAACAUGAACAUCAUGGGCUGGGUGUACAGCAAAUUCGCAGUCGUCGUUGGCUCUGCUGGACACACCACACUCGGAGCGUCACUCAUGAUAGCCUCUGUAACCUGCCUGUUCUCUCUGAUAUGCGCCUUGGUGCUGGCAUUUCUGGACAAAAGAGCAGAGAGGAUCCUCGACAAGGAACAAGGAAAGACAGGUGAAGUGAUCAAACUGACAGACGUGAAAGACUUCCCCUUCACCCUGUGGCUCAUCUUCAUCAUUUGUGUGGGCUACUAUGUCGCUAUUUUCCCCUUUAUUGGGCUGGGACAGGUGUUCUUCAUUGAAAAAUUUGGUUUCUCCCCCGCUGAGGCCAGAGCUGUCAACAGUAUUGUGUACAUCAUCUCAGCGCCUGCAUCUCCCAUUCUGGGCUUUAUGGUGGAUAGGACGGGUAAGAAUGUGGUUUGGGUAUUGAUCGCUGUGGUCGCCACUCUCGCCGCUCAUAUGAUGCUGGCCUUCACAUUCUGGAACCCAUGGAUCGCCAUGUCCCUCCUGGGUGUCUCGUACUCCUUGCUGGCCUGUGCCCUGUGGCCCAUGGUGGCAUUUGUGGUACCUGAGCAUCAGCUGGGAACAGCCUAUGGCUUCAUGCAGUCCAUCCAGAACCUGGGACUCGCUCUCAUUGCCAUGGCAGCAGGAGCCCUCCUUGACACAAGAGGAUAUCUCGUUUUGGAAGUGUUUUUCUGCACGUGUAUCUGCAUUGCACUGAUAGCAGUUGUGAUGUUGUACUUUGUGGAUUAUCUCAGAGGAGGAGAUCUGAACCGGUCUGCUGCAGCCCGAGCCAAACUUCAGAAAGAGGCCUCUUCAGAAGCAGAAUGAUGAUGAGGGAGCACACAUAGUCCGGGGCAUCAGAGCCAGCAGGCUGCACUGUCCACCCCACAGCUGUCAAUCAACUGCCAUGGGGGCGGGACUGCGCUACUGACUCCGCCCAGUGCUGUCACCUGUGGCUCUUCCCACCUGAACUGACUGUCUGGCCCUGGCUGUACAUAACCGACAAUGAAAUAAUAGCUGAUCAUGUUCCUAUCAGGACUCUGACAUAUGACACAUAACAGCUUUGGACUCUCUGACAUCUUAUACUGACUUUAUCUUCUCCAAAGUUCCCUUUCCACUGGUUUGUGUGUGUGCGUGCAUGUGGGCGUGUGAGUGUGUAAAUUCCUGAACAAAGUUAAGAUGCUUGUAAAGCAUUUUAAACCUUUUUAAUAUGGUCGGCAGAGGAUGACAGUUUUACCCUGUGCAAAGGUGCCUAUAGCUCCUUGAAAAAAAAGUGCUUUUUUUGUAUUACGUUAAUGCAAUUAUAGGAUAUAUAUAGUAUAUAUAUAUAUAUAGGAUUCCUAUGUCAAUUCACUUGUUUUAUAUGGUUACAAAUCGUUGUCAGCAGGAUUCUGUUACUUUCCUUGUUGUAGACAACUCAGCAGCUCGCUUAUGUACAAAUCAUUUGUCAGCACUCACAAAUAAUUGGCUAUCAAAAUCUUCCUAACUGGACUCUCCCUUGGCAGACUAAGUUCAUUUUCAGUUUAAUCAUACGCCUCAUUGACCUUUCAUGGUUGAUAAUCUCAAAGCGAGCAUAGUUUUUAGUCUUUAAUUUUUAUUGCUUGAUUCUUUUAUAUCUUAAUUCCUUUAUCUGCUCUUCACUGGGUUCAGACUCAGAGGUUCAUAAGAUUUCAUUUUCUGUUGCAUCAUCAAAUGGAACAUUACUAUAAUAAGAAAAAAGGGAGCAGUACACUUUUAAAUGCAUUUACCCGUGUAAUGAUAUUCACAUUUUCAACUUUUCACUAAUUGUUUUUUUCACUUGACAUUUUGAGAUUCACUUCCAUAUAAAUGAUUUAGACUGUGUUUUGCUCAUUUAUCAAGCUCAGGUAUUUAACUUGUUUUGAGCAAUGUCCCAAACUUUAACUAACUUAAUCCAAGGGAUGACACAAAAUAUUCAUGCACUAUGUAAAGCUCUUAGCAUUCCAGUCAUUUGGAAAUAGAUUUGUCUCCCUGUGGUGUCAUCAGGGUUGCACUGUGGAUGAUCUACAUUCACUACCUCAGUUGGGCAUAAUACUCCGCAAAAUAUAACUGAUAACUAAUCAUCAGCUGAAAGUCUUUUUGUUGCCUUCCAUGCUUUAAUUUCUGAUACUGCUGCAGCAAUGUAAGAGCACCCUAGGAUGAGGCAGUAUAGUGACAUCACUGGUUGGUAUGGUUACAGGUGCAAAAAAAGUACACUCAUGACCACACCUGUCAGUGAUGCUGCAUGAGUUGAGAGGUGGAAUGGACUUGAAACACUGCUUUUCAAUCUGGUGUUAGUUGCUCUAUGGACGAUGCCCAAAUCAAAUAAGAAGAUGGUCAGUAGUGUUUAGUUAAGAAGUGACCACAGCAUUACACAGAUAUAUGCUGCUCUACCACUCCUUUGCACUUUGGUGUUUUAACAGCAAUGCAGUCUUUGAUAAAUAAUGUGUUAACGGUCUGUGUAUAUAUGGGAAAUGAUAUAACUGACUAAUUGCUUAUCUGUUGUGCAAUCAGAGUGAGAUUAGACAAAAAGUCAGUUGAAAAUUUGUUGUUUGUAGAACCAAAUAAUUUGAUACAAGAUUGUUCAAGGAACAGUGGCAUUUAAUUAAACACAUUCUUGAAGCA